CAGACAGAUCAGACAACGACAACUGGUUCAAACCGACCGCGCUACAUUCCAAAAGAAGUUUUUGAACUUCUCCUAGCAGCCUACGAAAUGCAGCUUGAAAGAUUAAUCAAACCAGUUCAAAUGCAUUUCUUACAAGAAUGGGAACCAUUGAUUCAGUCAAACUUUAUUCUGCUCCAUCGAGUAUUCUCGGCAAACUCGGCAUUCAAAGAACUCUUUGUCUAUUGUUCAGAGACGUUAUUGGACGAUCCAGUAAUUCUCUUCAAGACGGGUGAUUAUCUUACAGCCGACGAAGACGCUUUGAUAUCUGUUUUCGAACGCAACGAUUUGUUGAUGGACGAGGGGAAUAUAUGGAACCACAUCAUUUGUGGG
Paraglomus brasilianum is the source of this 369-nucleotide messenger RNA. NCBI's taxonomy places the organism in Eukaryota, Fungi, Glomeromycota, Glomeromycetes, Paraglomerales, Paraglomeraceae. The record is from the annotation of a GenBank genome assembly.